Phaeodactylum tricornutum CCAP 1055/1 is the source of this 2244-nucleotide messenger RNA. RefSeq lists its product with no specific name. Gene Ontology annotation, biological process: selenocysteine incorporation. NCBI's taxonomy places the organism in Eukaryota, Bacillariophyta, Bacillariophyceae, Surirellales, Neidiaceae. The record is from RefSeq and is a predicted model, not a curated record. Bases 17 to 2212 code for a protein of 731 amino acids. Gene Ontology annotation, molecular function: ribonucleoprotein complex binding; mRNA 3'-UTR binding; selenocysteine insertion sequence binding. Gene Ontology annotation, cellular component: ribonucleoprotein complex. The transcript has 2 exons.
UUUGACUGGCUGAAAGAUGCAUCGGUCCUUUGCAGAUGCAAUCAAAGGAGUUGAUUGCGAUCCGAAAAAAGCAGAGCGACGUCAGGAACACUUUGCUUGGAAUGUAUCGGCGCAGCCACGCGUUUUCCCAAUUCCUGAUGCAGCGAACAAUCCGGGAGAUUGUGCAACGGCUGCACCGACACAUCCCCUGUCGUUGAAUUUUCCAGCGCUCCACAGCAAGAAGAUACAACAUCAAGAGAUGGGAUUAAAGCAUUCGAAAAGGCAGAAACCGCAGCUAAAUACGAAGAGAACCGAGGAACAUCCACCCCGAAGCCAUAAGCUAGCGCCGUCGAAAAAAAUCUUGACGAAAAAGAAGCCAAAACUUACAGCAAACAACGAAUCGACAAAAGAUUUUUCUACGCCGACACCCGCUGAUUUUCAAUCGUCGGAAAAAGGAAGAAAAAAUUAUCUUCAAAAUACCUCGCCUUCCAAAACAUCCUUCAAAUAUGUGAAUAGGACCGAUGCUUCUAUGCUUGAAAGGAACAAUUUUGAAGCAGCGGCAACAAAUCGAGAUGGUACGAAUGCACGAUCUAUCGUCCAACGUAAUUCAAAAACAAAUUCAGAAUUACGGAACAAUAGUGACAGCGCCCACGAUUUGCUCAAGCUUAUGCGCGAUGGAAAGAUGGUUGUUAAGAACAAGGGGCGACAACGAAUUCGACCUCAAAAGAAGAAGUUCUCCGCCUUGAAGAAAAAAGUUUUGGAGGAACGGUUACGGCGGUGGCGCGAUCUACACCCCGAAGACUCCCUUCAUAGUGUAGAGCGUAAAGCAAGUUCCCUUGUAUGUAUUAUCGGAUUAACAAGCGAGGACGAACUUGAAGAUGAUGAUGAGUACAACGAAAUUCGAUUGGACCUACUGGAAAUGGCUGAAAAGAUCGGGCAAGUGGAGAAUUGUUUUGUUUUUAGACCACCAGACUGUCGACAUAUGGGCGAUACGUUUCCAUCGUUCGUCAAGUUCAAAUUACCGCAGCACGCAAAUGCAGCUGUCGACUGCUGGCAUGGUAUUACAAUGGGCGGUAAAACGCUGAAUGUGUUUGAAAUAGACGAGGCACUUGAUGAAAAACCAGAUUUUGACUGGCAAGGAUCCUGCCUCGCCUCGCUGAAAGCUAUUUCUAACCAACCUGAUUGCGCACCAAGUCUUUCCCGAACUGAAAUGCACAUAGAAAACGUAAUAACCGUUGAAGAUCUAAAGGAUGAGGAGGAUAUUCGACUAAAAAAGGAUCCCACGCUAGGGCUUGUUCUUGUGUACGAGGUUUCUUUCGUCGAGGCUCAAAAGAUAGCUGAAAAGCUCAGCAAGCACAUUCUUGGGGGGCAGCCUCUACAUGCUACGGUAGUUUCAAAAAUACCAAUUCAAUCUCCUCAAUCUAGCUCCACUGUCAUCGUUACGAAUGUUCUCACUGAAGAUGAUUUAAGUGAUACUGAUUGCCUCCAGGAAAGUUUGGAUGACCUUCGAGAGUUAGUAGGAAAGCACGGUGUGGUCAACGCCAUGUCUGCCAAUAUAAGUGCAGAUCCUCCGUUUAUCAGCAUUCAAUUAAGUUGCUUCGAGGAAGCAAAUGCAACUGCUCAUGCGUUGAACGGUGUGCUACUAAGUGGUUCUAUUGUUUCUGCCACAACAGCUUGCAAAAUGCAAGCAAUUCCAAAACCGAUCGGUACAACGGCGAUGCCUGAAGCUGUUCGUAUGUUUUCGGGCGACAAGCUUAUUCCAGACCGAUUCAUUGAGUGCAAGCGAGUGCCCAAAGUCUCAGGUAUAACAGCACCACGACCAUACGCAACGCUGAUAUCUGAUGAAUCUGUGAAGCCUUUGUUAACAGAAAUGUUUGGUGAAUUAAUGCGUCUUCAAAAACGGGCAGUUGAUGAAAAUAAUACGAAAGUGAAGCGAAGGCUAGUAAUGGGCCUUCGUGAAGUUGCUCGAGGCAUUCGAUCGCAUAAGGUGAAGUUGGUCGCCAUGGCGAACAAUCUUGACGACUAUGGAGCUAUUGACGAGAAACUUCAAGAAAUUUUAGAUUUGGCAGACGAGAAUGAAGUCCCAAUCUUCUACGAGUUCACCAAGAGAGCUUUGGGCAAGGUGAUGGGUAAAACGGUGAAGAUUGCUGUUGUAGGCGUUCAGAACGCGGAGGGGGCUCAUCAACAGUUCAAGAAGCUGCUUGCCAUUUCAACAAAGGCGAUCACUAGAUAGUCGAUAAUCUUAAUUGUAUCUUUUAGCUCGAA